Messenger RNA from Ostreococcus tauri, 2796 nucleotides. RefSeq names its product P-loop containing nucleoside triphosphate hydrolase. Gene Ontology annotation, molecular function: ATP binding; chromatin binding; ATP hydrolysis activity. The transcript has a single exon. Gene Ontology annotation, biological process: DNA damage checkpoint signaling; DNA repair; mitotic DNA replication checkpoint signaling. Lineage: Eukaryota; Viridiplantae; Chlorophyta; Mamiellophyceae; Mamiellales; Bathycoccaceae. The record is from RefSeq and is a predicted model, not a curated record. The coding region runs from base 1 to 2796 and encodes 931 amino acids.
AUGGAUCGGAUGACGCUCGGGAAACGACCGGGGGAGGGUGCGCGUGACGUCGACGCGACGUCGACGAAGCGCGGGAAGAGGGAUGGGGUGGUGGUGAUCGCGCUGAGCGACUCGGACGACGACGCGGCGGCGACGGCGGAGGUCGAGGCGACGACGGAUCUCGCGAAGGACGACGACGUCGUCGACGUCGGGGGGGGGAGGGAGAGGAGGGCGUCGGACGCGAGGGUGGGGGGCGCCGCGACGACUGGGGGGGGGGGGGCGAAAAAGGUGCACGCGUUUUUCAGCGAGUUCGCGAAGCGGCGAGACGCCGCGCGAGAGGCGAGGGAAAGGGGCGAGACGAACGCGUCGGAGACGAUCGCGGAGUUCGUACAGGUGAAACCGGCGCCUAUAGAGGAGGCGCUGGGACCGAUACACGUGGGAUACGUGGAGUACGUCGCGCGUGACGGAUCGGGCGCGAGCGCGUCGACGCGCGUGGACGCGUGGGCUUCGCGCGCGCUCGCGCCGUGUGCGACCACGCAUGCGGUGCGAUUGUGCGUGAUCGAUGACGACGAUAGAAAACAAUUAGAGUCAGCCCGAGCGGCGAUCGCGCCACGACCUCGCGUGGAGACGGAGGAGGAAGAGGAUGCGUUUUUGCGCGCCGUCGCCGUCGCGGCGAAUCGAGUCGAUGUGGAGCUCGACGGCGCGCCGCUGGCUAGUGACGACGAGCUCGUGCGCGCGAAGGGAGUAUUUAGAAACGAUUUAGCGAGAUUGAAGUUUCGUGCUGGUGCUGGCGACGAGGCGCAGUGGGUGGAUAGGUACAAACCGGGAGAGACGGCGGAUGCGCCGACGCAGCAAGCCGUCGUCGCCGCGUCGCUACGCAGCUGGCUCGGAGCUUGGAAACGGCGCAUGGACAUGCAGGCGGCUGGUAAGACUCCACCGUCACCGACACGACCGUGUUUACCUCGAAAGGUGUACACAGAGGACGACGACGAGUACUGGGAGAGCGACGAUGAGGAUGACGGUUUAGGCGGCGGGAAAUCCGUGGCAAACGGCGUCUUGAUGACCGGGCCUACUGGAUGUGGGAAGACAGCGAUGGUUUACGCGCUGGCGAAUGAAUUUGGGUUCAAAGUUUUGGAGGCCAACGCACUGGAUAAACGCAGCGGCCAGGAAAUUCUCGGCAAGUUCAUGGAGGCGACGCAGUCGAAGCGUUUCAACAAAAAAAAGACAUCUGAGCCUGCUCGUCCUCCGAACACCGGCCUGAAAGCUUUCUUCGCAGGUACGAGCGCUGAUGCGAACGUGGUCAAUGAGAAACCGAAGGAGAAGACGCAAGAGAAGCAAGAUGCGCAGUCGUUGAUUUUGUUUGAAGAGGUUGACAUUGAAAUCGCCUCUGAGCGCGGUUUCAUGGCGGCGCUCUCGCAAAUCGUGGAAAGCACCAAAAGACCGGUUAUUCUCACUUCGAACACGCCCGUCUUGCACAGCUUGUCCAUGGAUUUGCCUUUAGCUCGAGUGCGACUAGAUCCGCCAACAAUUCGUGAGUGCGCUGCGUAUGGCGCGCUCGUGUCUGCUGCAGCCGGAGCGCCUCUUCGACCAAGCGACACAAUGUCGAUCGCAUUCGCGUGCAAGGGUGAUUUGCGACGAACUGUGCACAACGCGCAAUUCGCGUCGUUCGGCGAUGGCGUCGUUGAGCUUGAUUCGAUCGAUUUCGAUCGACACUCCACCGCGCUCAUCGCCGCGGCACGAAAGGCGGCGCUCGAUGGCUCAAAGCGUAUCGGCGCGAUGCCUUUGGACGCGGCGAAGGACGUGCACACCAAGCUUAUUGAGUCAGAGCGUAAAGUUCAUCAGUCCAUGGUUCGAGAGGUAGAAGCGGGCCUCGUCAGGCAUCAGGAUAGACUCGCUCGGUGGGAGGCCAUAAAGGAGGCAAAGCGCGUUGAGCGCGUCAAGGCAAAGGCAAAAUUGCUUGGAUAUGAAAAACCGCCGCUCGAUCUCAAAGACGCGGAGAAGACUGCGAAAUCAAACGAUGAAGACGGCGACGGGCUCAAGGCGAAGAUCGCAGCCGCGAUCGCGGCGUUCGAUCCUACUGAGCCCGAGAAUCAACCUGACUGGUUGACUUUCGACGCGAGUCCGCCCGAGGGCGGUUGGAAUCGAGCAUGCGAUGAACUCUCCGCACUCGCGGCGCUCGCUCGAACGAUGUCCCAAGUCGACGUCAUGCGUUCAACCGUGCGCGUUGGUAUCACCGGUCCGUGUCGCGUAGACGCUCCGUGGACUAAGGAGACCGUCGGCGAUCACGAAGCCAUAGAGGACUGCGCCGCGAGCGAAGAUUUCUACCUGAGCAAUGGACCCGCGAGACAGACGCUCGGUGGCAACGAUAACGUCAGCUUUCUGGCGUCUGAUUUUUUAACAGAGCGAUGUGCGAGGCAGUUUCAUGACGCGAGACGAGUGCUCGGCGAACGAUACCCAGAGUCUGUGCCGAUGUCUCAGCCGGCGUGCGCUCCGUCGACUCCCGCGAAGGCGUCCAAGCGUGCCAGAGGUUCCACUCGAGCUCCACUCGCCGAUCAGCGUGGGUCUAUGCACGUGACUUGGCGCGCGCGUGCGCUGGCGGACUGUUUGGGCGGACGCUCCGUGAACAGCGAGGCGACGACCGAUCGUCUCGGUUACAUUGCUCGCAUGGUUCGAAUUCAGAACGCUCCAAAGGCGCUCUCUUCACCGAGUUCGAGAGGGCGAAACACGCGGAAGAGGCACCAGCACCUGAUUCUACCCCGCGAAAUUCGUGCAGAUUUACUCGACGUCUCGCACUUUGGCGGUGAUGCGAUGAUAUAG